Symbiodinium sp. CCMP2592 is the source of this 1845-nucleotide messenger RNA. NCBI's taxonomy places the organism in Eukaryota, Dinophyceae, Suessiales, Symbiodiniaceae. The record is from the annotation of a GenBank genome assembly.
AUGGCUUCCGCAGAUGUGGUAGUUCUGUCGGUCAACAUUGCCAAGCAGCGCAAACCUCGUCCACGGCAGCAGCGGAAGGAAUGGAUCGAGAAUUGCGCUGACAGCCAGGAGCGAGCCGGACCUCGGCAAGUCAAGGAAGAAGUGACGAAGAAGAUCGAGGAGCAAGAAAGCAAGACGGGCAAGGCAGCUGAGACCAAGUUGGAGCUUCAGGAGGAUAUGAAGAGAGAGGUGAAGGAGGAGGCUUCGCAGGAUGUGCAGAAGAAAGUAAAGACGGAGAUCAAGCAGGGGUCGUCCAAGGACUGCAAGGUGGAAGUCAAGGAGGAGACGACACGCAAGGAUAUCAAGCAGGAGGUGAAGGAGGAGGUUUCGAAAGAUGCAGAUAUGGAAGUGAAGGAAGAGAGCAACGAGGUUGUCAGCUCUCGUCGAAGAAUGCGCACAGAGGUCAAGGCUGAGAUCAAGCAUGAAGUGAAGCAGGAGGACAAGAAGUCGCACAGCGAGUCGACUGGCAUAAAGCAGGAGAAAGUGGAUGAGGAGCAGCCUCUGCAAGUUAAGCAAGAGGACUGCAAGCAGCCGGGGCCGAAGAGACGUCGAUUGAGCCAGAAGAGUCCUGACGUCUCUGUUUCAUCCUUCGAGUCGCGAUUGACAGAGUGGGUGCAGAAAUGCCUAGCAUUUCAAUCCUCUGGUAAGACGUGGCUGCCCACGAAGCCCUGCUGUCCGGCCAGCCCGUUUCUCGGAUUAGCAGGCGCUCCGUGGCAAGGAUGUGUAAGAGACAAAGCAACAGCAUGCGUGCAGCUCCUCGGCAAAGAGCAGUUCAGAGAGUUGCGCGACUUCUACCGCGAGAAUCCACACCAUGCCCUCUUCCAUGACAACAGUGACCCAAACAGCGAGCGACAGCCAGAGACCACUGCUGGAUCCAGGCCACAGGCUGACAGGAGCUCAACCGGCAAUCAGCACCGAGCAGCUGAGUGCAUGAAGAUGUGGCCUUGGAUGCGGGACCUUCCCACGCGAGCUUGGGCUGGCAAUGGCUGGCUGCUCGUGGAGGACGGCAUGAUGAAGCUCUCGCCUACCGGCGGAGGCUCAGCCAUGCAGGGCCUCGAGAUCUUCGAGUCUGUGGGCUCCGUCCCGGAGCCCGGCGAGCAGAAGCCCUUGGAGUCGACGAGGCAGGUGGAGCCCACUGGGCCUGGACAGGUCGUGACGAAGCAGUUCCGAGGCCUGGAGCGCCAGAGCGGCAUCCAAAAUAUCUCUUGGAGGAUGGAUUUGUCGGCCUGGCGGAUUCAAUGCAAGAAAGCCGGCAAGGUGAAGGUUUUCAAUUUCCCCAUCUCCAAACACAUGAAGCUGGGCCUCAGCGAGGCCGAAGCCUCGGAGGCGGCCCUCGAGGAGGCCAAGGCUUUCCGCGAGGAGCUCGUGCGCCUCGGCAAGCUGACGCCGCCGAAGCCCAUCACGGAGAAGGCCUCCGGCUCUUCAGUUCGUGGUGUCACCUACGACAAACGAAAUGGGGGACGCUAUCAGGUACAGCUCCUGGACCCCUCCUCCAACAAAAGAGUGCGUGGGGGCUACUUCAAGUUGAAGGAGGAGGCGGAGGCCAGGGCCCGGGACCUGGCCAAGGAGUUGGGGUUGCAGGAGGAGCUGGUGCCGGUGAAGCCGCUCUCGGAGCUCCCGCACUUCGAGCCGCUCGGGCCGCAGAAGGGCAUCAAAUGGGUCCCCGGUGAGCAGGCCUGGCAUGCAAGAUGCCAAGGCAAGCACAUGAGGUUCCGCCCCAAGGACUUCUCGCCGAAGGAGGCGGAGAAGGCCUGGAAGCAGGCGGUGGCCUGGCGAAAGCAGCAGGAGAAAGAGAGAGCGGGCUGA